Messenger RNA from Thamnophis sirtalis, 3815 nucleotides. It is a transcript of the gene DUSP4, whose product is annotated as dual specificity phosphatase 4. Gene Ontology annotation, cellular component: cytoplasm; nucleus. NCBI's taxonomy places the organism in Eukaryota, Metazoa, Chordata, Lepidosauria, Squamata, Natricidae. Gene Ontology annotation, molecular function: MAP kinase tyrosine/serine/threonine phosphatase activity. Gene Ontology annotation, biological process: negative regulation of MAPK cascade; endoderm formation; protein dephosphorylation. The record is from RefSeq and is a predicted model, not a curated record.
CACUCGAGCCAGCGUGCGGGGAGCAUUGCCACUACCAGCAGAUCCGUUAUUAAUGACUUGAGCCUGAUACGGCGCGGAAGCAGAAUGUUCUAAGGCCUCAGCCGUUCCCGGGCCAGGAAGGAGCCUGCGCAGAGCCGGCAGCCAUGGUGGAGCUACGGGAGAUGGACUGCAACGUGCUUCGGCACCUCCUGCAUCGCGGGGACCGCAACGGCGGGAACUACAACCAAAACGGCGGCGGCGGCGGCGGCACCGGCACCACCACCACCAGUAGCAGUUCCUCCCCUCCUCCCGCUGGCGGGAAGUGCCUCCUUUUGGACUGCAGGCCCUUCCUCGCUCACAGCGCCGGCUACAUCUGCGGCGCGCUCAACGUGAGGUGCAACACCAUCGUCCGACGGCGGACCAAAGGGUCGGUCAGCCUGGAGCAGAUCCUGCCGGCGGAAGACGAGGUGCGCUCCCGCCUGCGCUCGGGUCUCUACUCGGCCGUGGUUGUGUACGACGAGCGGAGUCUGCGGGCCGAAUCUCUGCGAGAGGAUAGCACCGUGUCGCUGGUGGUGCGGGCGCUGCGCAAGGACGCGGAGCACACGAACAUAUGCUUGCUGAAAGGUGGCUAUGAAAGAUUCCAGUCAGAAUAUCCAGAAUUCUGCACAAAGACAAAAUUUCUUACAGCAGCCUCAACUUUGGCACCUGUGGAGCAUCUGGAUCAUAACUGCAGUUCCUGUGGGACACCACAGUAUGAUCAGGGUGGACCAGUGGAAAUCUUGCCUUUCCUCUUCCUUGGCAGUGCUCAUCAUGCAGCUCGGAGGGACAUGUUGGAGGCCUUGGGAAUCACGGCCUUAUUAAAUGUUUCAUCGGACUGCCCCAACCACUUCGAAGGACACUUUCAAUACAAGUGCAUUCCAGUAGAAGAUAACCACAAAACUGACAUCAGCUCCUGGUUCAUGGAAGCCAUCGAAUACAUAGACGCUGUUAAGGUGUGUCAUGGACGGGUGCUUGUGCACUGCCAAGCUGGCAUCUCCCGAUCAGCUACCAUCUGUUUGGCUUAUCUAAUCAUGAAGAAGCGAGUCAAGCUUGAGGAGGCCUUUGAGUUUGUCAAGCAACGUCGGAGCAUCAUUUCUCCAAACUUCAGCUUCAUGGGUCAACUGCUUCAGUUUGAAUCCCAAGUGCUGACCACAUCAUGUGCUGCUGAGGCUGUGAGCCCCUCAGGAACGCUACGAGAAAGGGGGAAGAGCUCCUCCACGCCUACGUCCCAGUUCGUUUUCAGUUUCCCUGUCUCUGUGGCAGUGCAUUCCACUUCAAGCAGCCUCCCUUACCUGCAUAGCCCUAUCACCACCUCUCCCACCUGCUAGAGUAAGCCUUUGGGGUUACACCUAGGGACGUCGAAGGACACAAUCCUACAGCCCCGUUGGCAAUCACUAUAGGCAAUAAAAACUCUGCUCCCUCCCCCACUCCCCUACAGCCAAAUGGAAUGCACCAAAGAUGGAGCAAUUAUGGUCAACGUUGCAGCUAGAACGGAACCUAGUGGGGCGGUGGUUCUGGCAUGUUCUUUCUUGGCAAGAUGUUUUACCUCAUUUUCUAAAAUUAUAUAAAAUAUAAAAAGCUUGAAGUUUUAAAGUCCUGAUAAUGUUUUGGGGUGUUGGGGAGGGAAAGUCAAAAGAAAGUCAAAGGAAAGUCAAGGGCUCAAAUGUGGUUGAACAUCAGGCUGAGUUGUGUUAAUCUGAGCCAGUGGUCCCAAUAUUUUGGACUAUAGAUUUCAGAAUUUCAGCCAGCGUGAACCUACAGUCCCCAAAUACAUAAGGGUGAGCAGGUUGGAGUAUCUGCGUAUGUGUGAAGAGCUUGCUAGGGCAGGGCACACUUCAAAAACGAUUGGGAAGGAAAGUUUUGGGUCUUAUGUGAGCAGAGCCUCUCUGCUUUUUUUUAUCGAAGCACCUUGUCUUUUUCAGGCUUCUGCAUAAGCAAUAGUUGCAUUAAAUAAAGCAGCUAUUAAAAAUAGCUGCAUCUUUUGAUCAGCCUUGCUUGAAGCCAGAAUCAAGGGCUGCUUUAUCAAACGCACAAGAAGUCUUGGAUUUAGACAAGGUCCAAAACAAGGUGUCCAAUUUGGUUUUGAAAUGUGCAUUCUCCUAGUGUCUGCAUCUGAUCACCUUGUAUCAGCAGCAACCCCUGAGGUGGACAUAUUUUAUUAAAGUGCCUGGUUUUUGGAGUUCUUGAUUGGAAUUUAUAACAUAACCUAAUGCCACCCAUUUUGCUAAGCUGAAGUUUUGCAUAAAGAAAGGGAAAAGAAUUGAAGGCUCACUGUGAAGUGACCAGAUUCUUUCCAUGUGUCUGAAACCAAUUUAAAAUGAAAAAAAUAAUGCAUUUGGAUUUAUGAACAAAGGGAAGAUACUAUUUUUGAGACAACUUGGGAAAUGCCAGCAAACCUGGAAAUGCUUGCUUGUCCUCCCAGCUUUUGCCUCUGAGGGUGAUGUGACAAGAACAGGGUCUUCAUGUUUAUAUAGGAUUCUUGGUUCCUGAUUAUGCCUCUCUGGUAUGAUAAUUUGAUCAGCCCUAAGUUAGUAACCUGUGGCCCUUGUUUCUCCUCUUGCUGGGAAGGAAGCUUUUUAUAUCACCUGAAUAAUAGUAAACGGGCUUCACUGACACAAAUGGAUAGGUAUGUUUUUUCCUUCUUCAUCUAACACAGGCCAGAUUCCCUGCAUGCCAAGUGAUUUAGUGUCUUGAGUCAUCAGGGAAGAAAGCAUUCUUCCAAGCAGCAUCUCCAGCAGUGACUUGCUGAAGAUGCUCAAGUCUCAUAAGCUCCAGUCAGUAUAGCCAACUUUUAAGGAUAAUAGAAGCUGACAGAAUAUUUGGUGAGAAUCCGAUUAGGAAAGGCUGAAUCUUUCCCAGGCAUGCUGGCUUGGGAAUUAUGGGAGUUGAAGUCCACACUUCAUAAAUUUACCAUGGUUGAGCAACACUACUUUAAAAUAAUCCUUCAUGUGGAUCCUCAAAGAAGAUUUAAGUGUUGCACUCUCCCUCCCCACGAAUCCUACAUAAAGUGGAAACUAAGACCUUUGCAGCCACCUUAAGAGAAAGGGCAUGGAGGGAGAUAUUUUUUUCUUUAAGAGAGAUGCCAGCCUGUAGGAUUCCUAGAUAGCAAGGAUAUACCCUUUGGUUCAGAUCAAACUCCUCUGAUUUAAUGCUGAAGCCAAUUUUAAGUAGGAAUUUUGAGCAAAACAUACAAUUCCUACUGGGAUUUAGCCCUCAUUUCUUUUGAGGUAUAUCCUCACGCUGUAAAAUUCCUGGCCUUUCUCCAGUCCCUGGAGUCUCCAGACUCCUGGCCUUUCUCCAGUCUCACAUUGCUGUCCCCGCCCCAAAUUGGGCCCAUCACGUUAUGCCAAAGAUAGCCACAUGAAUCUUCUAUGCUUAAGCUAGUCUUUCAGAAUAGAAUGGUUUCAUGUUUUGCUCCUUGAUGAUUAUAUAGCUUGGGAGAGUUUUACUCUGAAGAGAUCUUUGACUUCCUUAAAAGAUUAGCUUAUUUUUACUGUAGCACGUCAGGUGCCUAUGGAUGAUAAGUGUUUUCACAGGCAGGAUCUUGCAGGUUCUGCCACCGGUGGGUACAAUAUGGGAAGUUUGCACACCCCUUCGAACAUGACUUGGCCUACCCUUCAGUCAAAGUUUUUGAUACCACACCUAGCCCAAUUGUGUGUAUUUUAUAUAGAAUGUCUAAAUUGCAUGUGUGUUUUUUUUAGAUUGUGACUCUGUUUAAUUUAUUGCUUGAUAAUUAGUUGAAAUAAAUUUUCAGCUGUGGUUACUUUUCAUAAUGAAAAUUAAAAGGCUCAUUCAUU